AAAUGAUGCUUUAAACUAGCCGGUUACACGCGAAGUCAGAAGCAGUGAGUCAAUUGUAGUAUAAGCAUUGAAAAAAGUAAAGGUUCAUAAUAUUGUUUUGUUAAUUCGCCUCAAAUUUAAGUAAAUUACUAAAGCCAUGUCAGGAAUUCGACAAUUCUACGAAGGGGAGAAUUUAUUUAUCACAGGGGGAACAGGAUUUAUAGGAAAGAUUCUAGUAGAAAAAUUUUUACGAGAUUUUCCAGAAAUAAGGAAUAUUUACCUUUUAAUACGGGUCAAGAGAGGCAAAACAGCUCAUGAACGCUUAGACGAACUUACCAAUUUACCUAUGUUUGAACCUUUGCGCAAAGUAAAUCCAGAUUUUCUAAGAAAACUUAUACCUAUAUGUGGAGAUGCAACGAAACCUGGCUUGGGGAUAUCAGAUCAGGAUCGAGAAUUAAUCAUAAAGGAGGUCUCCAUCAUAUUUCAUGCUGCUGCCUCAACAAGAUUCGAUGAACUGCUAAGAUUUUCCGUCCCAAUUAACGUUAACAGUGUAAUGGAAAUAAUGAGUAUUUGCAGGGAAUGCACAAAUUUGAAAGCAGCAGUUUACGUAUCCACAGCAUUUAGCCAAUGCAUCUAUGGAAAUAUAAAAGAAAAAGUAUACUCAUUGCCUAUGUCGUAUGAAGAAAUUAACAACACUGUGCAAAUAAUUAAACGAAGAAAUUUAUCAAAGGAGGAUGAAGUUGCAUUCACUAAAAUAUUACUGGGAAAUUUUCCGAACACGUACGUAUUUACAAAAUCAAUUGCUGAAGGAUUGCUGAAUGAGAGAGCAAAAGAUCUGCCAUUUUCGAUCUUCAGAUUUCCUAUCGCUCUUGCAACUUAUAAAGAACCGUUGCCUGGGUGGAUUGAUACUAUUCAAGGGCUUAAUCAAGCAAUGGUGGGGGUUGGACUUGGUAUAAUUCGCCUAUUUAACGUUGAUGGAAAUGCGAAUCUCCAUGUAGUACCAGCAGACUGGACAUGUAAUGCCUUAAUUGGAACAGCAUAUGAGACUGACACUUUCAAAAACAGAGAAAAUCCUGAUGAGUUACCAGUAUAUAACUACGCUGCUAAUGAAAACAAUAUACUUACUUGGAAUAAGUACAGACCAAUCACUUUAAAGUAUACACCUCACAUGAUGCCAAUAAAGGCUGUUUAUUAUCCUUACUAUUUUUUUAUAAAGUCUGCUAGACUAUUUACUUUCCUCCAUUUCAUUUUACACUUUCUGCCAGCAAUAUUGGGUGACGUUGUCUUGAGGAUUUCUGGAAGAAAACCCAUACUUCAUAAAGUGUUCAAAAAAGGAAAUAAAUUUAUAAAAGUUACAAAGUUCUUCACGUUGUGGAAUUGGACAUUCGAAUCUAAAAUGGUGCAAUCUAUGUGGAAUAAACUUUCCGAAGCUGACAAACGUUUGAUUCCUUUUGAUUUGACACAUAUCGAUUGGGAAGAUUUUACUGUACAAGCUUGGCAAGGAACUCUGACGUAUGCCCUGAAAGACUACGCGAGCUCAGAAGAACGAUUUAAUAAAUUUAAAAGAUUGCAGAAAAUUCAUCGAACCAUUCAAAUCUUAGUUGCCGCUAUCAUUAUUUGGUUCAUCUGGAAAUUAUAUUUGGUUUUAUUAUGAAUAUGAAUCAUACUCACAAUUUCAGUUAUAGAAUUUCAAAUUAUUGCUAAGCCUAUGAGGAUUAGUUUAUAUUUAUAUUCCCUUUUGUAAAUUAAAAUAUAUAAUUAAAAUUGUUU
This is a messenger RNA of Belonocnema kinseyi, 1749 nucleotides long. Its product is annotated as fatty acyl-CoA reductase wat-like. Gene Ontology annotation, cellular component: peroxisome. The transcript is spliced from 10 exons. Bases 137 to 1633 code for a protein of 498 amino acids. NCBI's taxonomy places the organism in Eukaryota, Metazoa, Arthropoda, Insecta, Hymenoptera, Cynipidae. The record is from RefSeq and is a predicted model, not a curated record. Gene Ontology annotation, biological process: long-chain fatty-acyl-CoA metabolic process. Gene Ontology annotation, molecular function: alcohol-forming very long-chain fatty acyl-CoA reductase (NADP+) activity.